AGCAAUUUGCGUUGUCGAGCCAAUGAGUCGUUCACAAUUUAGUUAAGGUUGAGGUUAUUCAAUACCCACUAGUAGUACGAUUCAAACCAGAAGUCACGGUUGGUACGUACGGUAGGUACCGAAAUCUAAGUACCGUACGGUACGUACUUUACUGUAAUUGGGUGCUCGUACGGUAAUGUACGGUACUUGGUACCCUGCCGUAUUACACAGUACAAGGUCGUUUUCAACUCGGACGCAAUACCAGGGGUGUCCGUUGAAGUUGCCGAUGAAAGCGAUAGGAACAACGACAAUUUCGCAGGGGGAAUCGCUUUCGGAAUCGGAGAUCGGAGAAACGUUGCAGCAGGAAGUACUCAAAUCGAAUGGUCAAAAGAUUCCAGAUGCUGCGGCGGUAUCCUGGUUGGUGGAGUGUCGCUUUUUUUUUGCUUCCGUUGAUUAUACCAACAAUUAUUGUGGUAGAGAAUGAUGGCCAUGCGGUAAAUAGCAACACCGACGAUCACCAGAAUCGAAAGCUUCUGGAACAUGGACUCCGUGGUGGCAAUGUUGGAACCGGAGAGUCUUGGACGUCUCCGGGGGUUGAUUCUUCCGAUCUUAUUUCUGCUGCCGAUCCUGCGGUGUUGUCGUCGAAUGUCACGAUUCCCCUGCACGCUCACUCGGGAACAUGGCACGUUCACGUGUACGUUGGGUCUCCGCCCCAGCGCCAAACCCUGAUCGUUGACACCGGCUCGAAAGCCAUGGCAUUUCCCUGCAAGACCUGCGAAACCUGCACAGAAUGCUGUGGAUCGCACGCGAGCCCCUAUUUCGAUCCCUUUCAGUCCACAACCCAUCGCAUCACAAAGUGUGGAGACUGCCUUUUAGAGGGGAUUUCCAAGUGCCCGCUCUAUUCUUUUGGUCUCGAUUCAUCGCUUCAAGGAGCGGAAGGCAACAGCAAUUUCUGCACUUUUACUCAACGAUACACGGAAGGAUCCUCCUGGACAGCCACCGAAGUGGAAGACAUAGUUUGGCUGGGCUCGGAAGACUUGGUGGAAAGCGUCGAGGGAUUUCUGCCGCAACUUGCAAUUGCCUAUCCCUUUGGCUGCCAGACCUCCAGCAAGGGACUCUUCCAAAAGCAAUACGCCGAUGGGAUUCUAGGAUUGUCCAUCCACAAUACUUCGAUCGUAACCGCUCUCUACGGGGAGGGCUUGAUUCCCCAGAAUGCCUUUUCGCUGUGUUUUACCCACGAGGGCGGGGUGAUGUCCCUAGGCGGAACCCUGGAUCCUAAAAAGUAUCAUUUCCGGCCCAUAGUGACAACUCCCUUGACCCGGCAGCAGGACCACGGAUAUUACAGCGUGGAGGUGAUUCGCCUGUUGGUGGGGAGAAAUGGAGGCAGCGAUCCCAGCGGCGAGGAAAGCAUCGUCAUCACUGACAGCGAGACCCGGCCAAAAUUGCUCCGCGACAUGAAUGCCGGCAAGGGUUGCAUACUAGAUUCGGGAACGACCGAUUCCUACUUUCCCUCGAGUCUAGCCAGGGUAGUAAGAAAGGCUGUCAUCGACUACGCAAGCAGCAGCAAUCUGCACGACAACGAUUCCGGCAACGGAUACAAUGCGGAAAACGUUGACUUGUUUUCCAACAAGUGGCGCCAUCGAAUGUACACAUACGCCGAAUUCCAAGCCUUACUACCGACUGUGACGGUGGUCUUGGCCAACAACGCGACGGUAGAUAUUUUGCCGCUGCACUACAUGGAACGAGUCCCGAUCGAUUCCAAAACGGGUUGGGUUGUGCCCUGGAAGGGAUCCAGGGAGCUCGCAAAUCGUCUCUACUUUGAAGAGUCGGCGGGAUCCGUGUUGGGCACCAAUGCCUUUUUUGGGUACGAUUUGCUGUUCGACAGCACUCUGCCCGGCCGGCACCGGGUUGGGAUUGCCCCCGCCGAUUGCCAUGCGGCAUUGGCACGGUCGUCGACUGCCGCUACAGCCGAAGGGAUGGCCAUGGACCUACAGUAAUGCUGGUAUUGGCACCGGUUUUGAUAUUAUGUUCUAUUGCAAUACCAUGCUUAUGAAGAGACGUGUGUGAUACGGAAAAAGAAGGCGAAUCCAAAAACCAUGUUUUGGUAUUGAGACGAAGCUAUUUUUGGUAUACACAGGGCAAAAAAGAUUCGAUAUGAUACAUACACAAUGCAGUGCACACUGUUGUGGAGCGAUGUUGUGUUCACAACGACUCCUUGAGAGUGAACGUUUUUUUGGAAGACUAAAGAAAUGAAACUGCGUUCUUUCUGAUGUAGUUGGAUCGUUUCGAAUCGAAUCCAGUCGAAAAACGAAAGAUUGUCUACUUGAGGACGAGGGGAGUCCGGAAUGCAGCGUUGAGGUGGUGGCAGGCUUCGGCUGGUACUCGCACAAAACUGUGCGGUGGUUGGUUUCCGAGCAGGCGUGUGUGUGACCACUUCAUCCCGCUUUUAAGAGAGGUAGCAACAGCCUGAACAUAAUAGAAGCUAUGAGUAUUC
Molecule: messenger RNA, 2473 nt
Organism: Pseudo-nitzschia multistriata
Lineage: Eukaryota; Bacillariophyta; Bacillariophyceae; Bacillariales; Bacillariaceae
Source: the annotation of a GenBank genome assembly